AGUUUGAUGACGGAUGAGUAAUGUGAGUUGCAUAAAGUUAAAGAAGGAUCGGAUUUUUAGAAGUACCAGUUAGCGCUUAGUGAUAUCAAAAAUUGCUGCACAUUCAUUGAUCUGUCAUAAUUUAAAUAUUUAGUGGAAAAUAUGCAGAUUUCACUUCUAGUAGUUAUAGCGGUAUUUUUGAUGGCCGAUUCAGCAGUUCCAAAGUUAAAAAAUUCAGGAGUUAAUUUUGAGAGGCUUCGCCUGGACCAGGACAGUGGUUUAGAUGGAAAAGUGAGAUCAGUUCGUUUUAAUUCGGGAGUAGAAAAGGACCUAGAACCAGACGAUUUAAUUCCGGGAAUUCGAGCGUUUGGUAUUCCAAGAAAUAAGCUUGAAGCUGAACCCGAAUCUGAUUUCAAAUUUUUGUUUGAAUCUCGUUUCGCUGAAGAUGUAGAGGAACCAGGACUUGGUGAUCCGCGAAGCAAACCUGCCAUUGAAGCUUACAAACCAAAAAUUAGUGGUCAUAUCGAAAGAGUUUCGAGGUCAAAAAGGUCAAUUAAAAAAAAUUCCAUCAACGAAUUUGAUGAUCUUUGGGCUGAAGAGGCCAAAGUUUUUAGACCCUUAUUCGUUUACAGACAAAAAGUUCAAAAACGAGUAAAAAACCAACAUCGCCAGAAACAUCAAAUGGAACCAGUUUCUAAAUCAAAGUAUCCUAAGAAGACGAUUCCUUAUUAUCGACACAAUUUUUAUCAUGGAUAUUAAAAUUCGACUGAUGAUAUUUUAUUUCAAUUAGAUUAUAAAAGUUAGCUCUCUUUUUCUGAAAUUUACCAAGAAGUAUUAUAAAAGAACGUUGAUCAAUUAGUAUAGAAUGUAUGUGACUAUUUUUUAAAUAAUUGCGUGAAAUGUAUUUUGUACUCUUUUUAAAUUCAUACUCAGUAUAAUUAGUUUUAAUAGACUCUUCAAAAUUUCAGAAUUCUUAUUACUCGUUGUAUUUACUCAAAAGGACUGCAGAUCAAUAAAUAUUAUUAGGAUAUUAAUACGGUAGAUAUAAUAUUUAAAAAUAUAAUGUAUUUAGGUUAAGACUGUUAUCAAAAUAUUCAAAUAAAA
Messenger RNA from Belonocnema kinseyi, 1083 nucleotides. RefSeq lists its product as uncharacterized. The coding region runs from base 142 to 738 and encodes 198 amino acids. The transcript is spliced from 2 exons. Lineage: Eukaryota; Metazoa; Arthropoda; Insecta; Hymenoptera; Cynipidae. The record is from RefSeq and is a predicted model, not a curated record.